This is a messenger RNA of Rhizoctonia solani, 516 nucleotides long. RefSeq lists its product as uncharacterized. NCBI's taxonomy places the organism in Eukaryota, Fungi, Basidiomycota, Agaricomycetes, Cantharellales, Ceratobasidiaceae. Bases 1 to 516 code for a protein of 171 amino acids. The record is from RefSeq and is a predicted model, not a curated record. The transcript has 5 exons.
AUGGUCGGCAAAGGAGAAGACUACAUCAACACGCACAUGAACUGGCAAUGUGACCACGCAAACACGAUUAAAAGCACGCUUGGGAGCAACUCGGGAAUUCUUGUCAUGACCGGCGGAGAAAGCUGGAUGACCGAGUCUGUCAAGUCUGCCUGGUUGGGUUGUGCUGCACUAGACGUGGUCGCAAUUCAUGCCUAUGGUGUUGGUGAUUUUUCAACUUCGAACAUUUUGACUUACUGGGGCGCAUGUUACUUCAACACUGAAAACAACAAUUGUCCGGCCGGGACACCCCUUCCCACGUCAACACGUAACAAUAACAUCAAGACAUGGGCUUCGCAAAUCACCGCGGCAGGCGUUCCUUGGCUUUACUGGCAGGUCCUACCAAAUCCGGACCCUCAUUAUGGGUACGACUUUGAGAUCCGAGUACAGGAUCCUUCUUGGGAUACUCUGAAGAAUGCUGCACUGGAUGCAAUCACCAAACCGGUUGCAUUCGAUUAUACCACAUGGUUGAAACUUUGA